This is a messenger RNA of Aedes aegypti (yellow fever mosquito), 3968 nucleotides long. RefSeq names its product cryptochrome-1. Gene Ontology annotation, cellular component: nucleus; cytoplasm. The transcript is spliced from 6 exons. The coding region runs from base 1281 to 3749 and encodes 822 amino acids. Gene Ontology annotation, biological process: negative regulation of DNA-templated transcription; entrainment of circadian clock by photoperiod; circadian regulation of gene expression. The record is from RefSeq and is a predicted model, not a curated record. Gene Ontology annotation, molecular function: DNA binding; FAD binding. Lineage: Eukaryota; Metazoa; Arthropoda; Insecta; Diptera; Culicidae.
ACAUCCAAAGGCGCCAGUAUCGGUUGGAAUCUGAUCCGGUUCGGAUGUGGAUGGUGUUUGCUAGACAGUUUGGGGAAACAUUUAAUUGAGUGAAAAGUUUAAACAGUUAGAAAAUUUGAUCGUGCAUGCCUAUACUUGGGAUUACUAAUAAAACCGUUGGACUUGAGUUGAUUGUGUGAAUUUCUACUAUAAUCGAACAAAUCAAUCGUCAAAGAAGAUGCUUGCGUAAGUUUGUGAUUUAACAAAAUUUGAAUUGCAAAAAUAAUCUAAAAGGCUGGUUUGUCAGUGACAGUGAUGAUUCGUGGCAAGGAAUAACUGAAUAACCAGAAUAAACAAUUUUUAUGGUAAUGGUUGGCAAAAUUUUCUAGUCAGUGCUAUGAGAAUGGAUGCCUACCUAAUCACAGUUUGGAAGGAUUGAAAAGAAUUGACUGAAUAUGGUGAUUGCUGUUGUAUAAUCAGUGAAUCGUAUAAUAAGUGAAUACGUUAGACGUUGCAUCAUCGUCUGCUAACAGUUGGAAUCACCAAUCAGGCUCUCAACUAUAUUAGAACCACAUUCUCGCUAGCUAAGUAGUUCGGAGAUUUGCAGUGGUGGUGCAGUUGCAUUAGCUACUGUAGUAGAUGAAGGCAGUAUAUCACACUGAUCGUCAGUUAUAGUGCAAUAGUGCAUUUUGUUCCAGUAAGUGCUGUAUGUUUAGUAGAACUAACAUAUACGUGAACCAAAGCUAAACUGUAUGCACUCGCCAUUAGUACAAUUACAAACAAUUCGAGCGCAUAUGUUCCGGGUUAGUGCCAUUUUUACUACUGAAAAUUAGUGCAAGUUAACUAGUCGAUGCUAUUGAUGACGAUGAUGAUUAUGAUGCAAUUGAUAAUGGAAACAACGUCGACAGAUUACGGCCGAGGAAAACUUUGAAUAUUUGUGCACCGGUGAUGCGAGUUGCAGUGGAAGCAAAUACGAGAGUGCGCGAUAACGACACAAAGACCUUGUGCAUUGAAACGUUAGUAGGGAAAUUAAGGUCGCUGGGAAGCGUGUGGUUCUACUAACUAAACAAAUAUUUGUGAAACAAUAGUUUUGUGCAAAAAUAGUGAAUAUAUCGAAUAUGUGCUUGCUGGUUGAUCCUACUUGAAAUAUUUUUACCAGCACCUCUAUUCAGUGUUGAAAGUGGAAGCUGGAAAAGCUUGAAAGAAGUUUCGAGAACAAACCGUGGUCGACACAAUAGAGUCGUUUGUGCUGAGAGAAUCCGGAAAGUUAUCAAUUUCGCUACCAAUACACGGCAGUUACAAUGGGAAUGACCAAGCAGCAUAAUUUGGUGCACCAGCAGAAAACCACCAAUACGGCCACAUCCACGAUUGGUAGUGGUGGCACCGGAACCGGAACUAAUUCAUCAAUCGGCACCCAGAAACAGCAACACCAACAGAAGCACACCGUUCACUGGUUCCGCAAGGGUUUGCGCUUACACGACAAUCCGGCAUUGCGCGAAGGGCUCAAGGAUGCCGUCUCGUUCCGAUGUGUGUUCGUUAUCGAUCCCUGGUUCGCCGGAAGCUCCAACGUUGGCAUCAACAAAUGGAGAUUCUUGCUGCAAUGCCUGGAAGACCUGGAUCGUAACCUGAGGAAAUUGAACUCCCGACUGUUCGUCAUUCGAGGUCAACCGGCAGAUGCUUUGCCAAAGCUGUUCAAAGAGUGGGGUACCACGUGUCUCACCUUCGAGGAGGACCCGGAACCAUUUGGAAAAGUUCGCGACCACAACAUUUCCGAGAUGUGCAAAGAGCUGGGCAUAGAAGUCAUCUCGGCCGUCUCGCACACGCUGUACAAGCUGGAGAGGAUAAUCGAGAAAAAUGGAGGCCGAGCACCGCUCACCUAUCAUCAGUUUCAGGCCAUUAUAGCCUCCAUGGAUGCCCCGCCACAACCGGAACCGGCCAUAACGUUGGACACUAUCGCCAACGCAACGACGCCCCAGUAUGAAGAUCACGACGACAAAUAUGGAGUUCCUACGCUGGAAGAACUAGGCUUCGAAACCGAGGGCCUCAAACCACCCAUUUGGGUGGGAGGUGAAACGGAAGCAUUGGCCCGACUGGAGCGCCACCUGGAACGCAAAGCCUGGGUCGCUUCCUUCGGACGGCCAAAGAUGACUCCCCAGUCGCUGCUCGCUAGUCAAACCGGUCUGUCGCCCUAUCUGCGAUUUGGUUGCCUCAGCACGAGACUGUUCUACUACCAACUCACAGACCUGUACAAGAAAAUCAAGAAAGCCUGCCCCCCGCUGUCCCUCCACGGUCAGCUUCUUUGGCGGGAAUUUUUCUACUGUGCCGCCACGAAGAAUCCCAACUUUGACAAGAUGGCUGGUAAUCCUAUCUGCGUUCAGAUACCGUGGGAUCGGAAUGCGGAGGCCCUGGCCAAAUGGGCCAGUGGCCAGACGGGGUUUCCCUGGAUCGAUGCCAUUAUGACGCAGUUGCGAGAGGAAGGCUGGAUUCACCACCUGGCUCGUCACGCGGUGGCAUGCUUCCUGACACGUGGCGACCUGUGGAUUUCGUGGGAGGAGGGAAUGAAAGUAUUCGAGGAACUGCUGCUGGAUGCCGAUUGGUCGGUUAAUGCCGGGAUGUGGAUGUGGCUUUCGUGUUCGUCGUUCUUUCAGCAGUUCUUCCACUGCUAUUGUCCGGUAAAGUUCGGCAGGAAAGCGGACCCGAACGGGGACUACAUACGCCGGUACUUGCCGGUGCUGAAGAACUUCCCAACUCGAUAUAUCCACGAGCCAUGGAAUGCUCCGGAAACUGUGCAACGCACGGCCAAGUGUAUCAUCGGCAAAGAAUACCCCUUACCGAUGGUGAAUCACGCCAUUGCCAGUCGCGCCAAUAUGGAACGCAUCAAGCAGGUCUACCAGCAGUUGGCCAAAUAUCGAAGCCCAAGCAGUAGCUUCGAUAGCGAGUGUCCCGAGAAAGGUGGUUCGGCAAUUGCCGGUGUAAUGACUGCGGCUAAGGUUCAACACAUGAAUGCUUCCAGUUUGAACGACAGCCCUAGUCCAACCACGAUAAUGACUAAUUUGAACAGUUCUGGAAACUACAUGUGUCGGACAAUUCCACCCGCACAAACUGAUCCGAACGCAAAGAUCAUUACCUAUCACCAAAAUCGAGAGGGGCAGCAACAAUUGUCGCAACAGCAACAUCGCCUACGCAACCAGCACCAACUGGUGGGUCAUCAACCUCCCGGCAGCGAUCAGUACUCUAACCUUCAAGGUUCCGCAUACGUCACGAUCAAACCGGAAAGUCCUAGCAUGACCGUAAGCAACAACAACAACGAUCUCAUAAAUGCACAUUUCAACACCCUGCAAGAUCAACUGAACAACAGCAUGAUCCCGUUAGGCAGCACCGGUAGCACCAAGAUCGAAACGGACAGCUUCGAGUACGAACGAAAUCAGGAAAAUCUCUACAACAAUCAGUUCAAAGUGGAAUACACGGACAAUUACAACUCCGGAUAUGGCAUGCGGAAUGCCGACUUCUAUGGAAGGGGACGAGAAGACGACUCGGUGGAGCAACCGAUGAAGUCUUCGCUGAUUCAACCCGGCAAUCUACCGAACCAAACCAAACAGCUAAGCGAGAAUCAGAUGCACAUUCAUCAUCACAACCACCUGAACAACCAUCAGCAGCGCAGUGCAAUAGCGGACAAUCACCGAAGGCAACAGCAGCAGCAACAGCAGCCAAUGCAACAACCAAUGCAACAGUCACCAAUCAGUGAAGAAAAACUAACGUCCGGUGAUUAGAACCGGUUCUAGAGAAACUGGCCCCUCGUGCGAAAGUGAAAAAAGUGAGUGUCCGCUUCCUUAUGAAUUAAAAGCACCCAUGUUCUGGUUUUCCGGGCGUCUAUUUAUAUGCUUAGCUGUGCGGACUGCUCUCACAAAUGACGAAGGCUGAGUGAAGCCGCCUUUCCUAGAUAGGGCAUUGACUGUGAAUAAUAUAGCUGGUUCUUUAUUUUUAGCUGA